AUGGAUCAACAGCUAUCCUUCAUGCUCGCACUAGCGUCCGAGCUCAUAUAUGCAGACUGGGGUGCUGGUAGGCCUCUCCGGCAGCACGGGGGGUGGAUUGAGGAACUGCCCCUGGAAGAGGGCUCCACCCCCAGCGGUUCCUCGACGCCUCUCUCUGAGCCUUCCCAGGAAGAACUGGCUGUGUCUGUCUCUGCUAGCGCUUCGUUGAAAGCCUCUGCACAUGCAGCACCAGAACGGAAGUUUGUUAGAGAAAUGGCUCACCAGGCGCCUAUUCACGACAAGGAAGGGGUAGCUGCCUCCAAAGUGUAUGCCUGGUGCAGACUUGAAACAAUGCUGGCCCCCCAGCGAGAGUCCCGAGCCCUGGAGAGUGCCCGAACGCUUAUAGAGCAGCAGAAAGAGAGGAUCGAAUCUCUAACAGAAACAGUGAUGCGACUACAGCAUACCAAAGGAGAUAGCCAGGUGAGGCUUCAAAAGGACCUGCAAGUGUACAUCCACGAGAACCAAAGGCUCCGACUUCAGCUCGAUUCCAUGAAAGCUGAGAUUGCUGCUCUUGAGCAAGUCAGACACAGGGAAGAAAAGGAAGUGCAGGAAGUCGUUGAGGCCCUUGCAGCAGCUGAAAAAGGCAUCGCCGACAGAGACUCUCUCAUAAAAAGACUGCAGAGAGAAGAUAAAACAGCGGAAAACGAGAAACUUAAAGAGGACCAGCAGCGACUGCUUACGCGCCUAAGCAAGCUGCAGAAGCUGACGGGCACAGCAGGAGAUGAGUCGUAUGAAGGACGCUCUCCAGAAGACCUGGCGGAGCAGCUCGUAAAAGUCCAGAGGGAAGUGGAGCUGCACAGAGGGACUACACGGCAACUAGGUCACACUACGGAGGAGCUCCGGAUCUCCAAGAUGUGCCUCGUACAAGCAGAAGCGAACCUGCUAGAGGGGCAGAAGCUCAUUGAAGAGCAACGCGCAGAGAUCCAAAGGCUCUACAAAAUUGUAGAGGCCCUCAACAGAGAGAAGGCUUUAACGCCACCGGUGGUGCUGACGCUGCCAAAGCACUUACGGGGAGUUGGAAUAGAGCAGCUCGAGGCUCUCUCUACCAAAAUGGGCCAAAUCUUGCAGGCCCUAGACAGGGAACGGAAGAGUAAGGGUUUGGACGUGCAGCUGAGGGUGAACAUUGUUGGGAUAAGGCUGUAG
Messenger RNA from Cyclospora cayetanensis, 1182 nucleotides. RefSeq lists its product as uncharacterized. NCBI's taxonomy places the organism in Eukaryota, Apicomplexa, Conoidasida, Eucoccidiorida, Eimeriidae. The record is from RefSeq and is a predicted model, not a curated record. Bases 1 to 1182 code for a protein of 393 amino acids. The transcript has 8 exons.